Molecule: messenger RNA, 603 nt
Organism: Euleptes europaea (tarantolino)
Lineage: Eukaryota; Metazoa; Chordata; Lepidosauria; Squamata; Sphaerodactylidae
Gene: AMELX
Product: amelogenin X-linked
Exons: 4
Coding region: 1-603 (200 amino acids)
Biological process (GO): multicellular organism development
Source: RefSeq, a predicted model, not a curated record
AUGAAGCGCUGGACUUUGCUUAUGUGCCUCUUCAGUGCUGUAUUUUCUCUUCCAAUACCCCAUGCACAACACCCUGGCUAUAUCAAUUUCAGUUAUGAGGUAAUGACACCUUUAAAAUGGUACCAGAGCCUCAUUGGACACCAGUACCCACGAUAUGGCUAUGGACCUAUGGGAGACUGGAUGCAUCAUCAUGCAGGGCCAACGUUGUCUCAUCACUCUACUUAUCCAAGCUUCCAUGCACUGCCCCACCAAAUACAUCCCUCACAGCAACACUUGCAACCACCUUUCAAUACACCAGCUGGGAACAGCCCUUUGGGUCACAUGCCUGGACCAAACACAAUGCCACACUUCCUUCCAGGAGUACCAGGUCAAAACCCACUUUCACCACAUGCAGGAGAACAUCCUGUGCACCACCAGCCACCUGGGAAUCCAAUCCAGCCAAUGCAGCCUGGCAAUCCAAGCCAACCAGUGUACCCUGGGCACCCUGUGCACCCAAUGCCACCAGUGAUACACGAUGCUCCUCUUGAACCAUGGCCAGGAACAGACAAGACCAAGCAAGAGGAAGUGGUAACUAAGCAAUAUUACAACUAUUUUACAUGGUAG